AUGAAACAGCUCUUGGGUAUCUCCAGCCUUCUGGUCGGCAUCCUCCUUCUUUCAUCAUGGUGGUCGUCCGGAAUCCUUCCCUGGCAGCGUGCCAACCAUAACCAAGCUGCUUCGCCGACGCAGAGAAGCAUCUACGCCGCCUAUCUGAGCCCCCCAACGGAAUUCGAGGACUUUUGGUUCUCCAGAUACAAGAAUUCAAGUGAUUCCUACUUCGAUGCUGUCCGGAUUCUCGCCUACCAGAUCCUCCAUGCCUCGGCAACACGCACCAGGCGCAACCUGGACUUCGUGGUCUUCGUCCACGAAGGGGUGGACGAGAGCAAGCGCGACUGCCUGCGACGCGACGGUGCACGGGUGGUCGAGCUGCCGGAACUGAGAGCCGACUGGACGCGGUUCAAGGAUGCGCGAUGGGCGCACGUUCUCACGCGCCUACGGCUGUGGCAGAUGGUGCAGUACGACCGCAUCCUGCUUCUCGACGCGGAUUCUGUGUUGACUCGGUCCAUCGACGCGGUCUGGGACCUUCCAGAGAUCCAGCCGAAGGCUCCCUUGUCCACGUCGGUGCAUGUGGGUGAGAGGGUCCUGCCGUUACCGAAGUCCUAUGUGCUAGCUGGUCUUCCACAGCUGCGACUCAAUCAUACAGCGCGCCCAGCACACGUGCCAGAGGAUUUCUAUGAUUGGGAGACUCUGAACGUGGGCUUUCUGAUGCUGCAGCCGUCGCUCGAGAUCUUUGACUAUUUCGCCGCCAUGCUGGCGGUGCCAGAGAGUUUUGAGAGUAGCAUCGCGGACCAGAGUCUCGUGAACGUCGUCUUUGCAGCUGAUGGUCCGAUGCCCUGGACGCAACUGGAUCUGUCGUGGAAUGUGCAGUGGCCGUGGCCGGACGAUAUCUGGGCGGGCUAUGCUGUGUUGCAUGAGAAGUGGUGGGCACCGCUUCAUCUGGAGACGUUGGACUUUUUUCAUUCGUGGUACUGGCGGAUGAUUGGGUUUUAUUCGGGGAGAGAUGGGUGA
Molecule: messenger RNA, 1002 nt
Organism: Aspergillus japonicus CBS 114.51
Lineage: Eukaryota; Fungi; Ascomycota; Eurotiomycetes; Eurotiales; Aspergillaceae
Product: putative glycosyl transferase family 8 family
Exons: 1
Coding region: 1-1002 (333 amino acids)
Biological process (GO): protein N-linked glycosylation
Molecular function (GO): glycosyltransferase activity
Source: RefSeq, a predicted model, not a curated record